Messenger RNA from Paracoccidioides brasiliensis Pb18, 453 nucleotides. RefSeq lists its product as uncharacterized. The coding region runs from base 1 to 453 and encodes 150 amino acids. Gene Ontology annotation, molecular function: single-stranded telomeric DNA binding. The transcript is spliced from 2 exons. The record is from RefSeq and is a predicted model, not a curated record. Gene Ontology annotation, biological process: telomere capping. Gene Ontology annotation, cellular component: CST complex.
AUGAGCCAAUGCCCCGGCCCUCUCCCUACAACGCGGGCGUUUCUCUCUGAAAUUUCAGGAUUCCCAGCAGGAUCAAAAGUCCGCUUCCUUGGCUGCGUUUCUUCCUACAACACUUCAACCGGCCAUCUUACUCUCGAGCAUAACUAUCCAUUUACAUCGGGCGCCAUACCCUCCAUUUUUGUGGACGUAACUGUACUUCUGGGGUCUCUCAAAGCCACCGAUCUGCAGGUCGGCGCCUGGCUAAAUGUACUGGGCUACGUAAGGGAACGAUUGUCGUCAAGGACGACAGCGAGCUCGUUGAACGGCACUCAGUCAACAGCUAGCGGAACUGGCAGGACGAUAUAUGUUCAGGCUGUGAUGGUUUUCUCUGCCGAUGCUGUGCAUCUUGGGGAGUAUGAGCGUGUGCUCCAGGAUUGGGAAGAUGCGGAUAGGAGGGUGAAAAGGCCCGAUUAA